Molecule: messenger RNA, 414 nt
Organism: Lactuca virosa
Lineage: Eukaryota; Viridiplantae; Streptophyta; Magnoliopsida; Asterales; Asteraceae
Source: the annotation of a GenBank genome assembly
AUGCUUCGGCCAGCCGACGAGAAUGAAACCGCAGUGGAAAAGGGAGGGUAUGUGGUGUCGGAUAAUUCAGUGGGUUACGAACCGGAUACGAUUCUGAUUGGGACAGGAUCGGAAUCGGAGAUUGCAGUUAUGGCCGGGGAGGAAUUGAGGAAGGAAGGGAAGGCAGCGAGGGUGGGUGUCAUUUGUUUGAUGAGCAGAGUGAUGAGUAUAAGGAAAGUGUGUUUUCAAGUGGUUGUUGGGGCAAGGGUUAGAGUGGAGGCGGGGUCCACGUUUGGGUGGGAGAAGAUUAUGGGGGCAAAAGGGAAGGCGAUUGGGAUUGAUAGAUUUGGGGCGAGUGCUAAAGCGGGGAGGAUAUAUAAGGAGUAUUGGAUUACGGUUGAAGCUGUAAUUGGAGCGGCAAAGGCAGUUUGCUGA